AUGGCACGCGUAGUCAAGUCUUUCAUCAACGGCAAGUACGUGGCCCCCCGGGCGUCGGCACCGAGCUUCACGUUGCUUAACGCCACGACGCGCAAGCCCGAGACGUCGUUCACAGCUGCUGAUAAGGCGCAAGUGGACGAGGCCGUAGGCGCAGCUCGAUCCGCUCAGAGACACUGGCGACGUCUGAGUCCCGCCGAGCGUGGAUCCAUCCUCCGCAAAGCCGCAGACAUCCUGACGGCCAAGACAGACGAGAUCGCGACGCGCGAGACCAUCGACACUGGUCGUCCCAUCGCUGAGACGACCGUCACGGACAUACUGAGCGCCACAGACUGUUUGAACUACUAUGGCGGAGUGAGUCCGUCUGUAGGGGGUCAACACUUGGAGCUCACGGGAGGCAGCUGGGCUUAUACGAAGCGCGAGCCAUUGGGCGUCACUGCCGGUAUCGGCGCGUGGAACUACCCGCUGCAGAGCGCGGCCUGGAAGUCUGCACCUGCUUUGGCGUUCGGUAACUCGAUGGUGUUCAAGCCUUCUGAGGAGACGCCGCUCACAGCCUUGAAGCUGGCUGAAGCUUAUGUGGAGGCUGGUGUCCCCAAGGGUGUUUUCAAUGUGGUAUUGGGAGCAGGCGAGACGGGACAAGCGCUAGUGGAGCACCAGGACGUCGCCAAGGUCUCGUUUACUGGCUCAGUUGGUACUGGUCGCAAUGUGUAUGCAGGCGCAGCAAAAGACCUCAAGAAAGUGACGAUGGAACUCGGAGGCAAGUCGCCUCUUAUUGUGUUCGAUGACGCCGACAUCGAGCAGGCUGUAGCCGGUGCUAUGAUGGGCAACUGGUACUCGUCCGGCCAGGUGUGCUCCAACGGCACGAGAGUGUUCGUGCAGCGUAAAAUCUUUGACAAGUUUGUGCAGCGUAUGCAUGAACGCACUUUGAAGCUGCGUAUCGGUGACCCACUGGACCCAAGCACAGACAUUGGACCGAUGAUCCACAAGAAGCACAUGGAACUGGUGCAGAGUUACAUUGAGAAGGGCGUGGGUGAAGGCGCCACGUUGCUAAAGGGCGGAGGUGAACGUAUUAUGCCGUCGGAGGCCACCAAGGAUGGCUUCUUCCUCACCCCUGCGAUCUUUGUGGACUGCAAGGACGAGAUGACCAUCGUACGUGAAGAGAUCUUUGGCAUGGUCAUGUGUAUUCUGCCAUUCGACACCGAAGAGGAAGUGCUGGCGCGUGCGAACGACACGAUCUUCGGCCUCUCGGCUGGUGUCUUCACGAAGGACAUUACACGCGCCCACCGCAUGAUCGAUGAGCUGCAGGCUGGCACGACGUGGAUCAACAAUUACAACUUGGCGCCAGUGGAGACUCCGUGGGGUGGCUACAAGAAGUCUGGUGUCGGUCGUGAGAACGGACUUGCCGGUAUUGACUCGUGGACGCAGCUCAAGUCCGUGUACGUCGAGAUGAACGAAGUCUGGUGCCCUUACGCGAAGUAG
Phytophthora infestans T30-4 is the source of this 1476-nucleotide messenger RNA. Its product is annotated as betaine aldehyde dehydrogenase. Lineage: Eukaryota; Oomycota; Peronosporomycetes; Peronosporales; Peronosporaceae. Gene Ontology annotation, molecular function: aldehyde dehydrogenase (NAD+) activity. The coding region runs from base 1 to 1476 and encodes 491 amino acids. The transcript has a single exon. The record is from RefSeq and is a predicted model, not a curated record.